Sphenostylis stenocarpa is the source of this 1581-nucleotide messenger RNA. NCBI's taxonomy places the organism in Eukaryota, Viridiplantae, Streptophyta, Magnoliopsida, Fabales, Fabaceae. The record is from the annotation of a GenBank genome assembly.
AUGGAGGGAAAGCUGAAGGAAAAUGUGUUGGAAACACUGAGGAAGUGCAGUGACCUGAAUCACCUCAAGCAACUUCAGGGUUACCUCACCACUCUCGGCCACGCCCACACCCACUUCUACGCCUUCAAGCUCCUUCGCUUCUGCGCCCUCACUCUCUCCAACCUCUCCUACGCACGCCUCAUUUUCCACCACCACCCCUCCCCCAACACCCACCUCUUCACCGCCAUCAUCACUGCCUACGCCGCCCACCCCGCCACCCACCCCUCCGCCCUAAUCCUCUUCCGCCACAUGCUCCGCUCCCAGCCCCCUCGCCCCGACAACUUCAUCUUCCCCCACGCGCUCAAAGCCUGCCCGGACUCACGCACCACUGACUCCCUGUUUGCUCAGAUUGUUAAAUCCGGGUUUCUCCACUACACUGUUGUGCAAACGGCGCUUGUUGACUCUUACUCCAGGGUUUCCGGCGGGGUGCAAGAUGCGAAGAAGGUGUUUGAUGAAAUGUCUGAAAGAAAUGUGGUGUCUUUUACCGCUAUGGUUUCUGGGUUUGCUAGGGUGGGGGAUGUUGAGAGUGCUGUGAGUGUGUUUGAUGAGAUGCCCGAGAGGGAUGUGCCGUCGUGGAAUGCUCUCAUUGCUGGGUGCACUCAGAAUGGGGCUUUCACUCAGGGGAUUGAGUUGCUUAGGAGAAUGGUUUGGGAGUGUAAUAGGCCGAAUGGGGUUACUGUGGUUUGUGCACUUUCGGCUUGCGGACACACGGGGAUGAACCAGCUUGGGAGAUGGAUACAUGGUUAUGUGUACAAGAAUGGGUUUGUCUUUGAUUCGUUUGUCUCGAAUGCGCUUGUUGAUAUGUAUGGGAAGUGUGGAAACCUUGGAAAAGCAAGGAAGGUUUUUGAGAUAAAUCCGGAGAAGGGGUUGACUUCGUGGAACUCGAUGAUUAACUGUUUUGCGUUGCACGGACAGAGUGAUUGUGCAAUUGCCAUUUUUGAGGAAAUGGUGCGGUGUGGUGGUUGCGUGAGACCGGAUGAGGUCACCUUCAUUGGUUUGUUGAAUGCCUGUACUCAUGGUGGAUUGGUUGAGCAGGGUUACAGGUAUUUUGAGAUGAUGGUUCGGGAGUAUGGGAUAGAGCCGAGGAUUGAGCACUACGGGUGUUUGAUUGACCUUCUUGGUCGAGCAGGGAGGUUUGAUGAGGCAAUGGAAGUUGUCAAUGGUAUGAACAUGGAACCAGAUGAGGUUGUAUGGGGUUCUUUGCUUAAUGGAUGUAAGGUACACGGCCGGACUGAUUUGGCAGAAUUUGCGGCCAAAAAACUGGUUGAAAUAGAUCCACAUAAUGGAGGUUAUGGUAUAAUGUUGGCCAAUGUAUAUGGGGAUUUGGGGAAGUGGGAGGAAGUGAGGAAUAUGUGGAGGACAUUGAAGGAGCAAAAGUCUUAUAAAGUUCCAGGGUGCAGCUGGAUUGAGGUUGAUGACCAGGUUCAUCAGUUCUAUUCUCUUGAUAAAUCAAAUCCAAAGACAGAAGAGUUAUACUGUGUCUUGGAAAGUCUCGUUGGUUUUAGAAAUGAAGUCAUGGUUGAACUGUAUUUCUACAUCUAG